Molecule: messenger RNA, 504 nt
Organism: Cladocopium goreaui
Lineage: Eukaryota; Dinophyceae; Suessiales; Symbiodiniaceae
Source: the annotation of a GenBank genome assembly
AUGCGCGAAGCCAUCGAGGGCACUGGAGCCACCUUCCAUGACGAGGUGACGGCCAUGCCGGAGAUGUAUGAAGGGCGUACACCAGACAUGUUUGGAGCCUUGACAGAUGUCACCAAGGAAUACGGCUUGGAAGAUGACUCUUUGAUGGUAGCUAUGUGUAAAAUCAAGGAGAUCAUGAGUGAAAUGAUGCUUCCAGGUCUCUUGCGAUGGCUUAAAAGCGUCAAUGCCCAAGUAGUGGUGUGCUGCCCACUGCUGAACCGCGAGGCCUGUUGGGGCGCCCAGAUCACCGGCAUUCCCUGCGUGGGUUUGAUGACCACGGCGGGACCUGGGAGCAUGGCCCAUGCGAUGAAAGACUUUCUGGAGAAGAUGGGGAUGACCGUCGAGGAAUGCCUGGAACACCGCAAGAACUACCAGCCACUGCAGGAGUGCUUUGAGCGCUUGCGAUCCAAGUGCCCUGGUGGCCAAUGGCGUCAACAUGGCACGGAUGAUAUGUUGUGUUCUUAG